CUGGCUGUGGUCAUCAUGAAGCUGCAAGCGUCAAAGGCGCCCGAUCUGCUAUUUGAGCCCCUUCACUCACCUGUCUUGUGUAGUCGUUAAGGUGGUGCAUGCGGGUGUGUUGUUUCCCGGCCCAUCUAAGUCUGCCAGUUAGUCCAAAACAACGGCGCACCCAAAACACCAAACACCUAUACGCCACCCUCCUUGAAUGGCCGCGGUCUCUACUCAAUCCUCUCCUAAUGUCGUUCCUGUCAUGCCCGAGCAUUCUCCCCAACUCAAGGGGUUAAAGAAGGUCCUCUCGAGCCGCCGCCGUUCCUCCGACAUUCCAAGCGACGAAAACAUCAAAGACUUGCGCACGGAUUCCAUUGACUCUCUGACCAUUGAAAAAUCCCCUACGAGAUAUAGUACGCGUUCGAUCAGUCAAGAUGGAAGCAGUAAGUCCGGCAGUAGUGGCAUGCGAAAGUUGCUGCCUGGCCACAGCAAGCGAAAGAGGAGAAAAGUCCGCGAAGAGGAGGUCAAGGCUGUCAUAGAAGAGCUUGGAAGGGGAAGACCUGGUGCAGGAGUCAGUGUUCAAACUCCCUCGAAUCCUUCUAGUAGGAGACCGAGCAGUCUUGUGCCUGCAGAGGGCGACACCAGUCUUCUUACAGACGACUCCGAGAUCGAAACACCGCCUCUAAUCUCACGAGCCUCCCACACCGGCUAUUUGACAAUGUCAUCGCCGCUGGUGUCCGCAGCACCUACGCAUAGCGAUGACCAGCCGCCGCCCUCCGCCGAUACGAUACCGACCCUUGUCGAACCUGACCAAGCGGGUCACUCGCCGUCUCCCAAAAGUUCCUUGCCAGACACAAGUCCCAUGUCGCCCACGGCUGGGUUGAUUGACAGGGCAGACACUCUUCGACCGGAUUCGCGUAGGAGCAGUAUCAGCAAACUCCGAGGCAAAUCACCGGCUCGGAGGUUCAAAGAUGUGUUUGGCAAGUCAAACAAGAGCCCAAAGCUCAGCCCAGAAAGAACAAUGACGGAACCGUCCACAGGCUUCACCAGCCCAUUGAGCAGCCAAAGCCUCAUCACCGAAGAAGAGGGUCAUGAGGAGACAAGUUCUGUCGAUGCCGUCAUGCAAGAUCGUUCCACGAACAAUUCAAUGCCGAAUCUUGAGACGAAUAAUAGGCCUUUCACGCCUCCAGCUGCCGUCAUACCCGCGCCUCUUACUACCCUGACUCCUCCAACUCCUACACAGCAACAGUCAGAGUUCGAGGGAGCAACGGGAUCUCCUAUGUCUGAGAAGCCCGAUCCAGAGAAGCAGGAGAAUUCGAGGAUAGUGGUGAGCCAUUCUGGCAACAUGAUUUCUCAUCGUAGGAUAAGGUCGACAUCUUCAAUUACUCACCAGCCGAGCAAAUUGUCCAGCUCAAUGAGCGCACCAUUGACGCCAACAGACGAGACCAAGGCGUCGGCAGGGACACGUACACCUAGCGGUAGUCUUUUCUCCUCCUGGAUGUCUGCUGCGCAAAAUGCUGCAAGCACGAUCAGCAAUCUUGCUGGCCAGACUCGAAACAGAUCAGGUACUGAUGCUUCUAGUUCUUCCGUGAAGCAGAAGCCUACAGAAGAGCCAAUCCAGGAAGAAGACGAAAAUGUUGAACCAGAGUCUCCGCGAAAGCGAUUAGCAAUCGAAACAAUGGGAUUGGGAGAUCUCAAUUUUGAGCAUCUAGGUCUAGGUGUUGACGACAAAAUGGGCUCCAGUCGCCUAGACUUGACGGAACUGCGCAAGGACUCGUCACUAGAACGUGACGAGGCAGCUGCCAAAGAGGAAGAUGCUUUAGCAAAGCGCGCCGUUUCUGCGGCCUAUGAGAAGCUAUCGGAUUCAACAACACCCAUGGCCGAGAUCAAUGACCCCGUCGAUGGACUGCGGCAGUCACAGACUGUCCCCGGCCAAAUUGGUGGCGAAAGGACGCCUCCUAACGGCAGUAUUUUCGAGGGCGAACCAGGAGGCUCCAUGAAACGCACGAACAGUGUUCGCAGUAAACUUGCGAAGCGGCGUUCUCGCGGCUCCUCGGCAGCGACAGGUCAAUCUGCAAUAGGUGCGAUGAUAGGAGCUAGUACUGCAGCAUUGGCCCAUCCUGCAAAGGGACCUCGUUUGAUGGGAUUCACUGUUGCUCCGAAACAGCGCAACCGCAAUUUUCACCAACAGUUCCGGAGCGUGCCUGAAGACGAUUUUCUGAUUGAAGACUACAGCUGUGCGCUGCAAAAAGAGAUACUGGUCGCCGGGAGGAUCUACAUCUCAGAAGGCCAUAUAUGCUUUUCCAGCAAUAUCCUCGGCUGGGUCACCACGCUUGUCAUCUCUUUUGAAGAAGUGGUCAGCAUCGAGCGUGAGAGUACGGCGAUGGUCUUCCCAAAUGCCAUUGCGAUUCAGACACUUCACGCGCGCCACACCUUUCGAAGUUUGUUGUACCGUGAACAAACAUACGAUCUAUUAAUUGGUAUCUGGCGUGUGAGCCACCCGGCGAGUUUCCAAAAGAGCAUAAACGGCAAGCAACUUGCCGCCGAAGAAGCAACUCGCGAAGCAACCGCUCCAGCAGAGCACGGCGCGGAUGUACAACCCAGCGACGACAGCAGCAGUAACGACUCUGAUUCCGACGGGACGGACGAUAGUGCACCCAGUCUCGCUGAGAGCAGUCCCAGCCAUGCGGGUAGCGAGCUUGUCGAAGGCAAGACCGUGUCUAGAAAACCGUCCGGCAUGAACGCAACCGCUGUCGCCCAAACGGCUAGUGUCCUGGCGGGUACAGCUGGUGAAGUUCCACCUCCUCUUGCUGCUCAGGCCGGCGUGCCAGAAGCAGGGAAGGACUUCCCUGGUCCAGCCACCCAUGCUCCUACAGACUGCACAGACAGCGCGACACAUUACGACAAGAUUAUGAAAGAUGAUAUCAUCCCUGCGCCACUGGGCAAGAUCUAUUCUCUCCUGUACGGUCCUGAAUCUGGGCUUUUUGUUCGAAAGUUCCUCGUCGACGAAUGUAAAUGUAUGGAACUCGUUCUUGAAGACGACAAAAAGGGUCUAAACAACGACGUCAAGAGCCGGCAAUAUACAUACAUUAAGCCAUUGGGUGGCAGCAUCGGCCCAAAGCAAACGAAAUGCAUCACGACGGAGAACAUGGACUUCUUCGACCUCGAGAAAGCGGUAACGGUGACGUGUACGACCCAGACGCCCGAUGUGCCUAGCGGAAAUGCGUUCAGUACCAAAACAAGGUACUGUCUGACCUGGGCGCCGGGAAAUGCGACAAGAUUCCAGAUGAAUUGCACAAUUGAGUGGACUGCGAAGUCGUGGUUGAAAGGACCGAUUGAGAAGGGCGCGAAUGAUGGCCAGCAGCAGUACGGUGACAGUCUGGUUAAGAUCCUGAAGAGCGCUGUAAGCGGGCGGCCGCGCGGCACGACGAACGCGAGCAAAGUGUCCAAGGGGAAGAAGAAGCGGAAAGGAGAGAAGAAGUUUAAGGACGAGACUGUGAGUGAGGAGAAGAAAGUCGAGGUGAAUUGGGGCGUCCUGGAGCCGUUGAGAGCGCCGCUGCAGCCUGUUAUGAGUGUACUGGAGCCGGUGCUGAAGAUGGAGGUUCUGGUUGGGGUUCUCACGGUUAUGGUGUUGUUGUUGUGGGUGCGUUCGCCCAGCCGAGGAGUGCAAGUUGGGAGCUAUCCGUACGUCGGGUUGACACAGAGUGGAAGGUUAGCCGGCUAUGAAGGGCUGUGGAUGAAGGAGGAGAACGAGCUUUGGGACUGGCUUGAAGCGCGAGCUAAUGUGGAUACGGUGCUUCUGAGGCAGAAGGUUGAUAAGAUGGCCAACAAAGAAGGAACGGCAAGGGGUGUGAGAAAGGAAAACGAGAAGAUCAAGAAACGGGCUCGAAGCAGGGCCGUGAGUAGUGAUGUCGAAGCGAAACUCAAAGAGGAGAAAAUCAGUCAAAGGGAGAUGGAGGAUGCGAUCAGGAUUACGAGGGAGAGAUUGGAGGUGCUCGAGGGCGUCGUGGAGAAGAAGAAGUUGGCGAAAUCCACGGAGAAGGGAAGGUAGGAAGGACUACAGUUACUCACUACACCGCUAUUCAGCGGCAGCGACAUGUCGGACGUGGCAGGAAGCCGACCUUGUCGGACUGGAGUGUUGUCACCUGAAGUGUCGCUCACAUCAGAGCAGUGUCAUUGAGCUCGCUGCUGCUGCUGUUGCUGUUCAUUCGCCUUAUUGAAGCAUGAUGUUCCGGGGACAUGUCGACGGGCACAAGGGAGCUUUGGGCACGCGAUCACAACAGGAGUUGUAUCGUUGCGAGAUAUGCAUAUACUUAUGCUUACGAUUGUAUUCAUAAAUUGUCAUGAAGAAGUCUGAGCUGACAAGAAGAUCUGUUGUUCAAA
Exophiala xenobiotica is the source of this 4362-nucleotide messenger RNA. RefSeq lists its product as uncharacterized. The record is from RefSeq and is a predicted model, not a curated record. Gene Ontology annotation, molecular function: sterol binding; sterol transfer activity. Lineage: Eukaryota; Fungi; Ascomycota; Eurotiomycetes; Chaetothyriales; Herpotrichiellaceae. Gene Ontology annotation, biological process: intracellular sterol transport. Bases 197 to 4030 code for a protein of 1277 amino acids. The transcript has 2 exons. Gene Ontology annotation, cellular component: endoplasmic reticulum membrane; endoplasmic reticulum-plasma membrane contact site; mitochondrion.